This is a messenger RNA of Ramularia collo-cygni, 1620 nucleotides long. RefSeq names its product probable ammonium transporter MEPa. The transcript is spliced from 6 exons. Gene Ontology annotation, molecular function: ammonium channel activity. Gene Ontology annotation, biological process: ammonium transmembrane transport. Gene Ontology annotation, cellular component: plasma membrane. The record is from RefSeq and is a predicted model, not a curated record. Lineage: Eukaryota; Fungi; Ascomycota; Dothideomycetes; Mycosphaerellales; Mycosphaerellaceae. The coding region runs from base 1 to 1620 and encodes 539 amino acids.
AUGUCUGAUGGUGGCAGUGCGGACAGUCUGCCCUAUGUGCCGCUCGUCGAAUACAAUGGCACAUCCACAACCGGCGGAGAUUCACUCACGCAAGAUCUGAAUGUUUUUUACAAUGCCGGAGACAUUGCCUGGAUUCUCACAUCCACCGCGCUCGUCUUGUUGAUGAUUCCUGGAGUCGGACUCUUCUAUUCAGGUCUCGCACGCCGAAAAUCUGCUCUUUCCCUCAUCUUCCUCUCGAUCAUGUCGAUCGCAGUCGUCAGCUUCCAAUGGUUCUUCUGGGGUUACUCACUAGCAUUCUCGCCCACAGCAACAAACGGAUACAUCGGUGACCUCCACGCAUUUGGCUUGAAAGGCGUACUCGCAGCACCCAGCCCAGGCUCCAAGCUCAUUCCCGAUCUCAUGUUUGCGGUAUACCAAGGCAUGUUCGCAUGCAUUACUGUGGCGCUACUCGUGGGUGCCAUCAGCGAGCGUGGUAGACUCCUUCCUUGCAUCAUCUUCAUGUUCCUCUGGACCACAUUGGUUUAUGAUCCAAUCGCUUUUUGGACAUGGAAUCCGAACGGCUGGUCGUACAAGCUUGGAGGGCUUGACUUUGCAGGCGGCACACCUGUCCACAUCUCCUCUGGUGCUGCAGCGCUUGCUUUCAGCUAUGUGCUCGGGAAAAGAACUGGCCACAACACCCAAGCGCUGUCGUAUCGCCCUCAUGAUGUCACCCAGAUCGUUAUUGGUACCGUCUUCCUCUGGGUCGGAUGGUUCGGUUUCAAUGCUGGUUCCGCUCUUGGUGCAAACAUGCGCGCCAUCAUGGCAGCAGUAGUAACGAACCUAGCUGCCUGUGUUGGUGGCAUAACAUGGUGUAUCCUCGACUACCGACUCGAAGGAAAGUGGUCAGCCGUAGGAUUCUGCUCCGGUGUCAUCUCUGGCCUAGUUGCCAUCACACCCGGUUCAGGUUUCGUUCCAGCUUGGGCAGCAGUCAUCUACGGCAUCUGUGCCGGGCUAGGAUGUAACUACGCCACCCAACUGAAGUUCCUUUUCGGAGUAGACGACGCUCUGGACAUCUUUGCCGUCCACUGCAUCGGUGGUAUCCUUGGAAACCUCCUCACCGGCCUUUUCGCCGCAGACUACAUCGCAGCACUCGAUGGCUUCACAGUCAUCCAAGGCGGCUGGCUGAACCGCCACUGGAUUCAACUCGCCAUCCAACUCGCGGACUCCAUCGCAGGAAUGACGUACAGCUUCAUAGUAACCUCCGUCAUCCUCUUAACAAUGCACUUCAUCGGCUUGAAAUUCCCCGCCAUGCGUCUUCGAGUAUCCCAAGAGGAAGAGGAGCGCGGCAUCGACGACACGGAACUGGGCGAGUUCGCUUACGAUUACGUCGAGUUGACGCGUGAAGUGCAAACUCCUGGAGUCUUGCAUGGUCAGAAAACUAGUGAUGAUGAUGAUGAUGACGAUGAUGAUGUUGCGUCUAGCAGGCGGGACUCACGCGUGGCUUUUGGUCAUAGUGGUGAGUAUGAAAGGGAAGCGAGUUCAUCCCCGCCGCCGCCGUUGUCGUAUCAGACUAGGAAGAUGGAAGAUUACCCGAUGAGAAGUAUCAAACGCUCGAGUGUGGACUCCUCGAAUUACGCGUGA